This is a messenger RNA of Penicillium waksmanii, 1857 nucleotides long. It is a transcript of the gene sit2, whose product is annotated as putative siderochrome-iron transporter. NCBI's taxonomy places the organism in Eukaryota, Fungi, Ascomycota, Eurotiomycetes, Eurotiales, Aspergillaceae. The coding region runs from base 1 to 1857 and encodes 618 amino acids. Gene Ontology annotation, molecular function: transmembrane transporter activity. The transcript has 3 exons. Gene Ontology annotation, biological process: transmembrane transport. The record is from RefSeq and is a predicted model, not a curated record.
AUGGGUGUCUUUGAUAUGUUCCAUGGCCGCAAUGACAAUGGCCGUGUCACUCACUCCAUAGUCGAUACGGACAACAUCUACGACCCUUCGGAAAGCAAGCAUCCCCACUCCGUUGAAGCAGGCGCAGAACCAGGUGAAUCUGUCCCCCCGGCCUAUGAGACCGGUUCCGAGGCCUCCUUCGGCGUGAAUGGUGUCCUAGAUGACGAGAAGGAGCGCGAGCACAACCCGGACCAUGUCAAUGCUAAAAUUGGCCUCGGUCAGCAGAAGGCUGAGGCUGCUGCUCUCGUCUGGAGUCGCCCCGUGGUCAUUGGUAUCUACGCUUGGAUCUGGCUUUGCUUCUUUAUGUUGGCCUUCCACUCGAGCAUCAGCGGUAACUUGAUCAACUUCGUCUUCGCCGACUUCGCCCUCGCCCCGCAGGUCUCCACCUCAUACAUUCUCUCCACUAUCAUCGGCGGUGUCCUUAAGCUGCCGCUGGCCAAAACCCUCCAACUUUGGGGACGUGCGGAAGCUCUGAUCUUCUCUACCGUCGUCUAUACCCUUGGUAUGAUCAUCCUAUCCGCCUGCAAUAAUGCCAACGCUUUCGCUGCCGGAUACGUUAUCUACUGGAUCGGCUACUACUGUCUUUAUCUGAUCCUGGAUAUCUUCGUCGCUGAUACCUCUGGCCUGCGUUCACGAGCUUUCGCCUUCGCCUUUGCGUCCACCCCGUUCAUUUGCACCGCAUUCACCGGCCCCCUCGCCGCCACCGCGAUUCGCGAAAAUUCUGGCUGGCGCUGGGGUUACGGUAUCUUUUGCAUUGUCCAGCCCGUUAUCUUCCUACCACUGGCCCUGGUUUUCAAAUCCUACGAGCGCAAGGCGAUCAAAAUGGGUGUCUGGGAGCGCCGCAACACCGGCCGUACAAAGAUGCAGGCUAUCGUCCACUACAUCCACGAGUUUGAUGUCAUUGGUGCUCUCCUCCUCAUGGCCGCUUUUGUCAUCUUCCUCCUGCCUUUUAGCUUGGCCCAGUAUGGCCGCUCGGAGUACAAGUCAGCCCAAUUUAUUGCGAUGGUCAUCGUCGGCUUCCUUACCCUGUUCAUCUUCGCGGCCUGGGAGAAGUGGGUCGCUCGCACUCAUUUCAUCCGAUACGAGCUUCUCAAGCGCCCAAGCAUUCUCGGUGCUUGCAUUUGCUCCGCCGUCUCCUUCUUCAGCUUCUACCUAUGGGACCAGUAUUUCUACAACUUCAUCCUCCUCACUUACAAUCUGGAUUCGACGAUGGCUGGAUAUAUGCUGCAAAUUUACAAUGUCGGAUCCUGCUUCUGGGCCCCCCAUCCUAGACACUUCAAAUACAUCACCCUGUUUUUCGGCGUGCCUCUCAUGAUUCUGGGAUCAGGAUUGAUGAUAUACUUCCGCGGAGAAGAUCACGGUAUCGGUUACAUUGUGAUGUGCCAGAUCUUCAUUGCGUUCGGCGGUGGUACUCUGGUGAUCGGCGAUGACAUGGCCGUGAUGGCUGGCGGUGGUCGCGAGGGCACGCCAAUGAUGCUCGCACUGAUCGGUCUGUUCUCCAACAUCGGUGGAGCUAUCGGGUAUGCCGUGUCUGCUGCCAUCUACAACAACGUCUUCGUCGAAGCACUCGCCAGCAAGCUGCCUGAGAACCUGAAGGCCAAUGCCACGGAGAUCUACACUCUAGGCAUCACCACACAGAUGGCCUACCCCGUGGGCUCUGAUCUUCGCAAUGCCACCGUCUAUGCCUGGGGGUAUGCCCAGAGGAUGAACUGCAUUGCCUCGACCUGUAUUCUGGUGCUGCUCAUCCCCGGCGUCGCCAUCUGGAAGAACUACGAUGUUGGCAAGAAGCAGAACAAGGGUACCAUGGCCUUUAAUUAA